Molecule: messenger RNA, 4124 nt
Organism: Bolinopsis microptera
Lineage: Eukaryota; Metazoa; Ctenophora; Tentaculata; Lobata; Bolinopsidae
Product: serine/threonine-protein kinase TNNI3K-like
Exons: 27
Coding region: 106-2682 (858 amino acids)
Biological process (GO): protein phosphorylation; proteolysis
Molecular function (GO): ATP binding; aspartic-type endopeptidase activity; protein binding
Source: RefSeq, a predicted model, not a curated record
UACUUUCAACACUACUAUAUAACAAAUAAUUUGAGGUUCUGAUAGGUUUGUAAUGACGUAAUGUAUAUCCGAAGCCCCGGUGUGGGCAACAAAUGAUGCUAGAAUAUGGGCGCGUACAAGUCGCGGCCAACCCAAGUUUGUGCAGAUGAAUUUAAACGGAAGCUGGUCGACAGUUACCAGUUUGUGUGUAAGAAGCUCGACGGAGAAUGUUCCCCGGCCCAGCUUGACAGUGUUUGGAAGAGUUGCUUGGAAAAAGACGACGUGAUUGAGUUUUUAGCCUCCAAAGACAUCGACGUGAACGCUAACCUGGAAACUGGGACCACACCUCUACAUAUUCUCAGUGCUCACGGUACGGGACAACAAGUAGGGGCGCUCUUGGAGGCAGGAUCUAUCCUCAACACUUACUCCAGGCACGAGUUCACUGCUCUCCACUUCGCUACUUAUUCCGAUAAGGUAGAUAAUGUGGAGGUGUUGUCCAGCAAAGGAGCUGACGUAUCUGCUCAGGGAACCCUGGGUGUAACACCCCUACACCUCGCUGCUCUCCUCGGUCUGCAUGAGAUAGCAGCUAUACUAGUCUCUCGGGGAGCUAAGCUAGAUUUCCAGGACGAAGUAAAGUUCACCCCUCUCCACUUAGCUUGCUUUUACAAUAAUGAUGAGGUGGUUGGUGAACUUCUGAGAGGAGGAGCGAACGUGAACAUGUCUGGUAUUGUUGGAGAUAGGCCCUUACAUCUGGCGUGCUCCAGGGGUCAUGUUAAUAUCGUUAAGAGACUGCUCUCAACUAAAGACUGCGAUGUUGACGCAAAAGAUAACGAGAAGAACACGGCACUGCAUUACGCGGCGCGCCAGGCGCAGGUGGACAUCGUAAAGAUCCUGCUUAACUACACGACCCAACCCCACGCUGCUAACAUCUACGGGGACACCGCUCUUCACUUCGCGUGCUAUAGCGGUGGUCUACAAGUAGCUAAAUCGUUAGUGGAACAGGCUGGGACAGACAGUGUAGCAGCGGAGAAUAUCUACAGUGAGACGCCUCUACACAGCGCCUGUACCAACGGACAAAGUCUUGAGUUGGUGCGGUAUAUUCUGGAUCUGGGAGUAGUCGGGAUCAACCACCAGGGACAGGACAGACACACCGUGCUGCACAGCGCGUGUUAUCAUGGUCACAUGAAACUAGUGGAAUACUUGUUGGAUCGGGGUGCUGAUUCUACACUCCUCGCAGACGAAAAGGACGGUGGGGAUCCUCAGAGCUGUCUCAGAUGGGCAUACGAGAAAGGGUUUGAUGAUAUCUUGUCACUGUUGAAACGCAAACUCAGAGCUGAGGACAGCAGCAGUGAGGGUUCUGGUUCAGAUUACAAUUUACAAAUCCCCUCUCCGCUUGGGAAAAUCAGAAGCAUGGUCAGAGAAAAAGCGGAAGUGCAGGAGCUGCGAGACAGAUUGCCUCAUCACCAGCACAUAAUGUACGGCGAGAUUGAACUUCUUGAACCUAUCGGCAGUGGAUCGUUUGGUAAAGUUUUCAAAGGCAACUGCAGAAACAAGGUGGUCGCUAUUAAGAGGUACAGAGCAUCUCCUUUUUCAGCAAAAUCAGACGUAGACAUGUUCUGCCGGGAGGUUUCAAUUCUGUGCCGGGUCAAACACCCUAACAUUGUUAAAUUCAUAGGCGCCUGUAUGGAGGAACCAUGCCAAUUUGCAAUCGUGACAGAGUAUGCUGCCGACGGAUCCUUAUUUGCGAACCUUCAUCAGCAGAAAAUAGAGUUGUCUCCUCUCGACAUAAAGAUCUUAGCGUAUGACGUUGCACAAGGCAUGGAAUACCUCCACAAGUUAAAACCUGUACCUGUCAUCCACCGUGAUCUCAACAGCCACAACAUUCUACUCGCUGACCGACGAGCUAUCAUAUCUGAUUUUGGAGAGUCAAGGUUUAUCGUGAUGACUGAGUCGCUCACAAAGCAACCCGGAAACCUAAGGUGGAUGGCACCGGAGAUUUUCACACAGAGCACUAACUACACGGUAAAAGCGGACAUGUUCUCGUACACUCUUGUUCUCUGGGAGCUUCUGGCGGGAGAGCUUCCCUUCAACCAUCUUAAACCAGCGGCGGCUGCUGCAGACAUGGCGUACAGGAACGUACGACCCCCGAUCAACCCUGCAUGGCCUAACAACUACUGCGAUCUCAUGGCUCGUGGAUGGAGCGAGGACUCUAACGAACGACCAUCGUUUACAGAAGUGUUGCAACACUACAUUCCAUUGGACAAAAGUAUGAUUCCCAUCAAAACUGGAGCUAAAGGUGCAGCGCCGGUGAAGCAGCAACACCCAGAAGGAAACGGGUUCGUAGUUGCAAGUAACGGGUUAAGUAACGGCUCUAACGGUGCGACUAACGGUAACGCGAACGGUUCCGGCGAGGGUCUGUCACCCCACCACUCUGAACGUGAGGACAUGAAGUUCUUGGAGAACGACCAUUUCCGAGAUCUGAGAAAGAGAUGGGAGAAGGGCGAGAUGGAAGAGAGCGAGAUAGCGGAGUUAUCGUACACGAAUGAGGAAAUCAAGCAACUGCUGGACGACAAUCUGCAGUUACCAAGCGUGGAGGAACUCCGGGAGAAGAUCCAACAGGGUUCUCUUGCUGCAAGUAACGGCUAUAUAAUCGACCCCUACAAAACGUUAGAUUUCAUCCAGAAUUCUAACCAUAGUGAAUAGGCUGAAAGACCCGGAGAAAAACAAGAUAACGUCCAACCUACCGACUGUCCUUAUUGUGAUCCUGUUUUGGAACACUGACAGUGUUUUACUAUGAUAGAUAAUAGGGCCUUCUCUUAGUUCAAAGUAGCUUAUUUUAUCAGCUGGGACCUGCUGUGAACGUUUUACUGAUUAAUAAGCUAAUUAAGUUUAAUUAGUUAAUUAAUUGAUUGAUUGGUUAAUUAACUGGUUUUUCGUUGAUUGGCGAGCUUGUUAAUUGGUAUUUGAUUUUUAAUUUUUUGCUCGGUUUUAACACAUGUGUUUCAGAGUAUGGUGUUUUGAUAAGAAUGUGUUGUCUUAGACAGUGUAUCUCCUUGGUGAGCGCCAAGCUAAGUGCUCUUGAUAAAUUAUGGUUUAAAAUCAUCCCGAAUUUGCUAUACUUUUUAAAUGUAAACCCAAAUACAUAGUCGAAAAGGAGGAUAUAUAAAGCAUAAAAAUCUACAUUUUUCUAUAUUUACCUAGCGUUAGGUUAGACUAGAAUACAUUCUAGUAGCAUAAAUUGAGUUUUGUUAUAUUUGACUCUGAGAUAGAUUUUAAGAUUAGGUUAGCUCAAACCAUAAAUUGGUAAAGUCUUCCACCGCAUUAUUGGUUGAUACGAUGUUGAACUGGAUUGCAGCACGCGCGCAUACGCUCAAGGUGUUUUUAAGAUGUUGUUUUCUGGUCUUUCUGUUAUAUUUCUCCGUGUAUACAAGGUCAUCUCCAAUGAAUAUGAUACAUGGUUUGUUUCGAAGUGUCUCCGUGAAAAACAUUAAAUUUCCGUUGCUCAAUUUUUCACCGCUUAUGACGUUGUGUGUGAUGUAUGGUAUGAUAUAACUGCGAUUACAUAUUAUAUUAUAUAUUGUACCUUUUUUUCGUAGGCGUGCGUUUAUUUUUUAUAACUUUUUUAGAACAUGUAUCGCCGCGAGUUGUGUGUAUAUAUUCUGUCUUAUUUAACAUAACGUAAUAUGUUAUUGGUAUAUAUGUGUCUAGUGGUUAAAUUUGUUAACUAAUUUGGUUGGAAAAUUGCGCCUUCAGCUUCAGUUUUACUAUCAAUUUGUGCGCCUCUCUGCAUGCGUAAUACAGAUUUUAAUCGACACGGAAUCGUGAUAUAAUUUUCUCUUCCAUUAAUUUUCAAAUAGUUAAAAUUUAGGGUUUUUUACAGUUGGUAUUUAGCAAUUUCGCUGUGCAAAAUUAUUAACGAUUUUAAAUCACGUACGAUUACUUAUCGGUCAACCAUAAAUUUCCAUUUGCAUUUUGCAUUGGUAAAUCCCAAUUUACCGGUGCAUGAUAGUAGAAGAACAAUAAAGGAAUUGUGAGUUCUAACUUCGACUUUGAUACUGUGAGAAAAUACAUUUUACUAUGUAACCACAUUCAUUGCUUAUUGCACCUGUAUAAAUUCAUAAAAUAAUGGUUUCCUUGUCUGGAAA